GAAGAAUUUUGUGGACAGCAGCAUUGACAUGCCUCUGCUUGUGGGCGGCACAACAUACGAACAGGUCACAUCAGUCGCUGAUUUUGUGAAGAAAUACUCUCAUUUUAAGGAGUCAGCAGCAAAACUUUGUAAUAAAAAAGUAAAGAAGUGCCAACCAGAAGGAUUGUUGUAUAUUUAUCAACGCGAGUUUGCUACUACUACACCACAAGAUGCCGCUGUACGUGUUUUGGGAACUGAAGAUGCAACCACUUGUCACAUGACAGUUUUACGACAUACAGGAAGUGGUGCUGUGUGCUUAUCACACUGUGAUGGCUCUGGUAUAGAGAAUGGUGUGAGAUCCAUGGUAAAGGAAGUCAGUGAUUUGUCAAAGGGAAGAGAAGGACUUUUUGAAUUACACAUCAUUGGAGGAUUUACAGAUGACAAAAAAUGUUCUGAGAAUCUUUCUAUUGAGUUACUGGAUGCAUUUCACAAACAAGCAGAAGAACUGCAUUUAAUGACUGCAUGUAUCACAGAUUUAAAUGAUGUUGUAAAAAAUGGUGUACAUUGGCCUGUUAUAUAUGGAGUAGCUACUGAUGUACAGACAGGCGACAUUUACCCAGCAUCCUUUGCAGAUAAAGGCCCAGAUAUCUACUGUAGAUCAGCUGGCAACAUGCUUGGCAGUCAAGCCAUGAAGAAUGUAUAUAACUGCAGUAAACAUCAACUUCAGAUUGGACCAUUUGAGUAUAAGCCAUGGCCUCAUGCACACAUGUGGUUACAACAACCUGAUAAUAUAAUUCUGAAGUACUUGUCUACAUCACCACAAGUGGAACCACCAGAUUUUGUCAAGGACAUGAGGAAUACAAUACAACAUGUGAUAGAAAACCCUCAUCCAGAAAUUACACUCUUCCCAGACAAAAAACCAAGAGUAUAUGAAAAAGACAGUACCGGCAUUUGGACUAAAGUUAAUCCAUAAAUUGUAUUGGUUGCUGCAUGAUUAGCUAAGAAUAUUAACACUGAGGAUGACGAAUUAGCACGUUUAUUUCUCCAGACCAUACAGUGUGUAUAAUGGUAAUGAGAAAGUUAUUUUCGGAGUCUUGUAUAGUUUAUGGAAUGAUCCGUUGGCCUCAAUUUUGCAUUUAAACUAUUUUUUUUUACUGAAUUAUUGAAAUAUAUAUUUAUAAUAACCAAAGGACAUUUUUUCACAAACUGGACAGAAGACAAUAUAUAUUUAAUAACUAAUUAUCAGUAGUAUACAUGAUUGUACAGUUUUAUAUAGUUGGAAAAUUUACAUUGCCCUCCAACAUUUAAAGUGUCAAUUCAACAUUAUUUUUCACUUGAUACUACAUAUUCAUAAAAUCAAGGCUGCCUAGAUCAAAUAUCUACUCUGAAUGAUACUAAAAGACCACACUGUCUUUGUAUAUUCAAUUAAAAACAUCUGAAAGAUUAAUAAAAAAAAAUACAAUUUUUUUUUGAGUACUGUUGUGAUUCUUUGAACCAUGCUAUCGUGGGCAGUGCAAUAAGUUUAGUUGCAAUUAAUUUUUACUGAUUUGGUAUAUAGUAUAUGAAAUGUUUUCACAACUUUAAAGUGGGAGUCAUCACCUGCGCCAGCGUCAGAUGGCCAUAACAAGUCACUGAAAAUGACACAGGUAAGUUCUCUUUGUGCUAGUCAUUAAAGCAGAGGGAUUGUCUUGAGCGUGUCCUUGAAACUUGAGUUCCAAGUGGCGUAUACAACAGAUUGUUUAUUUACAUCAAAACACAUGUUUCGUGUCGUAGUAAUAUGGCCAAAAUAAAAACGGCCAUUAUUCAGCCAUCUUUGAUCUGAUUAUGAAACAUGUGCCAAAUACGAAUGAAAACUGACAGAGCACGUCCAAGAUACUGCAUAAAAAAAACAAGAUGCCUGCCAGUCG
Molecule: messenger RNA, 1886 nt
Organism: Saccoglossus kowalevskii
Lineage: Eukaryota; Metazoa; Hemichordata; Enteropneusta; Harrimaniidae
Product: protein N-terminal asparagine amidohydrolase-like
Biological process (GO): ubiquitin-dependent protein catabolic process
Cellular component (GO): nucleus
Molecular function (GO): protein-N-terminal asparagine amidohydrolase activity
Source: RefSeq, a predicted model, not a curated record